AUGGAUAUUCCAAGGUUACAGGACUCACAGAGUCCGUCUACAUCUUCUACAUUCCUUCCUCUUGGGCGACGCGGCUCACGUGGCUCCAUGGCUCCAACUCAAACUGAAAGAGAAUCAAUGAAUGCAACUUUGGAUCACUAUCAUAAUACAGCUUAUCAAUCAGAGUCCCUCACUCUCUUCAACGAAUUUACAACCCCGCCCGCACCAACAUCCGCAUCCGAUGAGAAACGACUGUCCGAGGAAUUGCAAGGUGGACUGAGUGGACUUUACAGUCGGUUCAGGACCUCCGUCGGGGGAGUGAGGGAUAUUGUCAGCGGUGGCGGAAAGUCUACAGACAAGAACUCAACGGAAAACCCUGCAGCUAAAACCGCUGCGUCGGAUCGUUCGAUCGUCAAACCUGUCUCAGAUUCAGUCCCUGCGUCGGCUGAGUACCCGCCAUCACAGCCUGAUUCAUCUCAAGGAUCAAGACUCCAUUCGCCUGUUGUACCACAUUUUCAGCCCCAUCAAGAACCAGCACCACACGCAAACACAGGAAAGAGAUCUAGAAUAUCCUCCAAGAGUGGCAGCAUAUCUUCCAAGACCUCCGUGUCACCGUCUCCUGGAUUCAAGUCCAACAUAGCGCCCUUGACGAAGGCCACCGGCAGUGCCAUCGCAGCAGACCCCGCAGUCACUCAACUACAUGUUAAUGGCAUUGGGAAUGCGGAUCGCACCAGUAACAACUCUGUUAAUGUGCCCUUCCAAGGCAUUCCAAACGCAGAUACUGCAAGUAUCGGUAGUAAGGAUGGCGCCAUGGAUAAUUCUAUGAGCCAAACAUCCUCUCUACAAAGCCAAAACAUCACUGGGUCGCCGAUUUUGUCUGCGAAGUUACAUGACAGCUAUCACGAGGAUCAGGGUCAAUUCGAACCUAAAGAAUCAAAUUUCCCGCCAAUUCCUACUCCAGAAAAUCAGUCGCGGAAGUCAAUCUCUAUUAAAGACCAGCAAACACAAGCUGAUGUCACGUCUCAAUCGGCUUUAUUGCGAAACACCAAGCAGCUUGACCCGGCUCAGGGUCCUGUGCUUGGGCAUGCAGGAGAAAGAUCGCAUUCGGGGGGGUCUCUCCGCCAUGAAGAGCCUAAAACGUCAACUUCCGCUUCAAAUAGCCUUUCGAGGCUUUCUUCUCACGACGAAAUGCCUCGUCACAAUAAUACACUAUCAAAAAGCCUGACUAAAAAUGCUCCCCACGAGGGCGCCAAAGUCAAUGAACCGUCCAAGGCUUCAGUUCUUGAAAGAUCAUAUGACAAAGCAAACACAGCAACCCGCGCAGGAAGACUGCCUGGCUACAUGAUGUCGCGAGCCUCCACAGCUGAAACUACCGCCACAGUUUCUUCUUUGCCUCCUUUAAACACUGCAGUCGACCGGGCUACUAGUCAAUCCCUACAAGCCAAACGCCGCCCACCGAGUGGGGACGACGGUGUUGUAUCGCAGCUGCGUAGUAAAUUGCUCAGCAGGGACUUUUGGAUGCGUGACGAGAAUGCCAAGGACUGUUUUCAUUGCGGAGAGCCUUUCACUACAUUCCGCAGAAAACACCACUGUCGAACCUGCGGUCAGAUUUUUGAUUCCAAAUGCACCCUGCUCAUUUCAGGAACACGCUUUGGACAGCCUGGCAGCAUUCGGGUUUGCAAUCCUUGCGAGAACAUGAUCAACGCACACGAUGACGAUUCUUCGGAAUUCUCUGAUAGCGAGCAGAGUCCUAUUGUUGCUAACCCUCGGGUUUCCGAACUUAGCUGGGGCAACACUGGGCGGUCAUCGGUUGACGACGACGAUUCAUCUUCUGUUGUAUCCCAAUCAAUUGACAACGUUCUGAGAACUCCCACAAUGGCUAUACCAGCUACACGACGUGCCGGGGAGGGCCAUAGCCGCCGCUCAGCUGUUCUUGAGAUCAAUUCCGAUCGCCCUCUGGCGCGACCUACCUCCUCGCGCUCCCUGCGGUCUUCCCUUGGAGCGAGACCACACACAAUCAGUCACAAGCGACAUCACUCUCGUCAACAAUACAUCCGGGGGUUCAAGCCAUAUCACGAAGAUCGAGCCCCCUUCCAACGUCGACAUGCAGAUGAUUUGGAUCCUGAAUCUCGACUGCCUGCUUUUCAUAGAGACAAUAUCAUUGAUCCUGACCUUGCUCAAUAUCUUUCUGAUGACGCCUCCAGCGGUGAUGAGCAACCUAGUCUUUUAUCUGCGGUAUCUGAGGGCGCAUUGUCCAAAAGUGGUGGCGAAAGUGAGAGAGCAUCACUUGGCGGGUUUCUUGCUGCCAUGAAAAAGGGCAGAUCUGCUUUCGGAGAACGAAAUACUCCUAGUAUGAACCGAGAUGGGGACGAUGCAAGCCUCACCAGCUCAAAAGCUGUUAACCUGCCCCGGUUCUCUCGCCGCCGUAACCUGAGCGUUGCUAGCAGUGUGCAUCCUCGUUACUCGCCUAGAACGUCAAAGGACAGCAUAUUUUACAACGAUGCCUCGUCGCCGGUUAUCCCUUUGCCCAUUGUCCCAAAACAGGCUGGGUUCAAAAUGACUCGGAGUUCGUCGAUGAGAGGUAAUGAAGCGCCACCAGUUGAGUUGAACAGAGCCAGCCUGGAACAUGUUCGGAAGCUCCUGAACCAGCUGCUUGCGGAAUCCACGGUGCCAAAUAGAGAGGGCUGGGAAAAUGCUCUGAUGCCAAUUCUGUUGAAGGCAGCUGACGAUGUUGAUCCGGAUGUCCAAGGUGGUGAUGACAUGGAUAUUCGUCACUAUGUUAAGUUGAAGAAGAUUCCAGGUGGUCGGCCUGGUGAUACUUCUUACGUAUCAGGGCUUGUUUUUACCAAAAAUUUGGCUUUGAAAGGCAUGUCUAGAAACAUCAUACGCCCAAAUAUCUUGAUCAUUACAUUUCCUCUUGAAUACGCCCGUCAGCAGCAGCACUUCAUGAGUCUUGAACCCGUGAUUCGACAAGAGCGUGAAUUUUUGGAGAACUUAGUCAGCCGAAUUUCAGCAUUGCAUCCAAACUUGCUGCUGGUUGAGAAAAAUGUUUCAGGUCUGGCUCUCGGCCUUCUCGAGAAAGCUGGAAUUGCAACUGCCUAUAACGUGAAGCCCUCUGUCCUCGAAGCUGUAUCGAGAUGUACACAAACUAGGAUUGUGACAUCCAUGGAUAAACUGUUGACAACCACCUUGCAAAGUGACUGCAGCAGUUUUGAUGUAAAGACUUACGUUCACAAUGGUCGGAAGAAGACAUAUAUGUACAUCUCUGGCUGUCCGAAAGAGCUAGGGUGCACUAUUGUGCUGCGCGGUGGGGAUGAUGAAGUCCUUGGAAAGGUGAAAAGUAUCACUGAGUUCAUGAUCUAUGUUGUGUACAAUCUUCGCCUGGAAACCUGUGUCAUGCGAGAUGAGUUCGCAAAGAUACCUACCUCGCCGACAGAAACUGCAAUGAUUGUACACGACAAAGACCAGAGAGGCAAUCCACAAAUCAUCGUUCAUGGAGGUGACACAAGUCUGAUUGAUUCAAAUGUUGUUCAACCGGGAACACUUGAGAAAGUUGACGCUGGUUCUGAUAGCCAAGUGCUCCUGUCUGCCGAUGCAACAGAGGUUCCAGACGAUAUCCCUAUGCCGACCUAUUAUGACGACAUGGUUCAGGAUCACCGGACGAAGAUUCUUUCGGCUUCACCCUUUGUCAAAUUCGAACCUCCAUAUCUCCUGAUGCGUGCGCGAGAAAUGGAACGCAGAUUGGCAUAUCUGAAACGUCUUCGUGACCAAGACGGCAAUCCUGAUCAACUCAUAGACGAAAAGGCGAAGCCCCAAAAAUUUGUCCUCAUAACCCCAGAGAUGGUCCAUCAAUCACCACAAGAUGCUCCGGCAAAGGUCAAAGAGGUGCUGCGUGCUGCUCAUGAUGCCGAGUACGACCGAGCGUUCUACCACUACCAAACUCAAAAACGCCAGUGGGAAGCCUACGUGUCCGGCAACGCCAACAUGUUUGAUCCCUAUACGCACCAGAAUCUUGUCGUCCUCUAUAGUGUUGUUUGCACAACAACAUCGGUUCCUUGCUCCGGGCCUGAUGUUUUUGCUCUCGAGUUCUACAAUGAGCAUGGGGACGAUACGAUUUUCGAGUCAGACCUGACACUUGGGCAGUAUGUCGAAGACCUUUGUCAUACAGCAAAUUCUCUUUGCACUGUUAACGGCUGCGAGAAGCGCAUGUUUGAGCACCAUCGCCAGUACGUCCAUGGCGAAGCCCAGAUCAGCGUUUUGGUCCAACCCCAUCCUUCUAAGCUCCCUGGACUUCAGGAUGUCGUGCUUAUGUGGAGUUGCUGUAAGAUCUGCGGUAAUGAAACUCAAGUCACUCUCAUGUCUGAGAGCACUUGGAAAUAUUCGUUUGGAAAAUACCUGGAGCUGUCUUUCUGGGGCAGAAACCUACAUGCUCGUGCUGGGGUCUGCCCUCACGACCUGCAGCGAGAUCACCUCCGCUACUUUGGCUUCAAGGAUGUCGCUUUAAGAGUUCAAUACGACCCAAUUCGUCUUCUCGAGAUCAUAGUUCCCCGGCCUCGCGUUACUUGGAAGGUGGACAACGAUCUUAAGUUGAGAAACCAAGUAUACCUGCGUACUGAGCAACGUCUCAACAAGUUUAUGGAAUCCGUUCAAGCUCGCCUGGAAGGCAUAAAUGUUGAGAGUGUCGUACCCGAGCUGCUGGACAGGUGCAACAAGGAGAUUGAGCUUUUGAUCAAAAAGGGACAUGACGACCAUGCCGAUUUGAUUCGGCACUUACAAGACAAGUACACAAGUUCUCGCUAUUGGGAGAUCAUACCUCUGAAUGAAGUUCUUCGUGCAGUUCAAGAAAAGGUUGUUGAAUGGGACACAGUAUUUGCUGAUUUUGAGAGGAGUUUCUUCCCCUCAGAAAAGGAUAUCAAACACAUGGCCACGCUACAGCUCAAAAAGAUCUUCCUUGACAAAGAUGAAGCUUCAACAUCUCCAGAUGAUGCGCUUCAGACCCAGGCCGACAUGGAAGAUGGAAAUAACCAAGAUGACAGGCCUCGAAUGAUGCGACGCAUGACGCUUUCGCCGGAAAAGGCACAGAAUGUGCUGGUCUCAGUUGUUGAGGAGCAUGCUGGUAAGAAGCAUCGUGAGGAGUCGCCCUCCCCUCCAACUUCAGCCGAUGAAGCAGCCUUAUCAGUGAACACAGUCGACGAACAGAGGUCAUCUUCCCAAGAUGAGGCGGUCUCCCAAGAAGAAGUCCGCCAUCUCGACUUGGCUGUGCCUACCGGUCAACUGGACCGGGGCUCCGUCGAUUCGGCUGGCAUUUCGAACCAAGCUCUGACCAGCCCUGAUCUCCAGCCGGUACUUUCCACCGACGGCUCAUCUGAAUCCUCGCCCCCGGAAGCAUCCGACAUCCCUGAGCAAGAAGUCAAACGUGAAAAAGAGGAUGCUGAAGUCACUGAGCUACCAAGCACCCCAGUGCGUCGGUCUUCAGCAAUUCCUAGACCCACCGACGCGGCAUUCCGACGCUCCGGCAAGACGCGAUCUCCUCCGUUGUUUCGUGCUCAGUCUCAGCCGGCCAAUAUACCACGUUCAAACAACGGCAUUACGCUCCCCAGCUUGAGAAUAUCUCUUACCAACAUGGUGGAACCAGAAAAGAAUCCAGCCGUAUCUCCUACAAAGCAAUCGGACAAAAAGUUGACUGAACGUUUAGGCUUGAACUUUUCCAAGACUGCUCGGUUUGCCUCGGGACAUUCAUUCAUCCCACGGUCCACUCCAGGCAAAAGAGGCAGCUCUCGGGUUUCAAACCUUGCUAGACAUUUUGAGCAAAUGAGUCGUGAAUUUGAAAAAGAAAGAUUGCGCGAGAGACGUCAACGAGCCGCAAAGGGUACCCAUUCACGGGCAUUCCCACUGGCCUCUUCGAAGCCCAUUGUGGAGGUUUACCGCAAUGUGCGAGAGGCCGUUGAAGAACGCGAUCCGCCAGUUGACAACGAUGAAUUUCUGCCGCCGAAGGAUGGUCUAAAUCGUAAAAAUGACGAGCUCGCCCAUCAAGUUACAAACAACGAGCCAUCUCUGCCAAACGGUUCGCCCACCGAGCCUGUAGAGGCAGAUGAAGCAAUUUGCCAUGAACCUCAACUAUUGUCUGAUGACGACCACCACAGUGACGAGGAUCGCAACACGGCCGACGGGCUUCAUCCAGUCGAUUCUCAUGAAGAGGCCAAACCCCCGACUGACUAUGAUGCAAAUGACUUCAAAGAUCUUCCCAAACACGAACGCAAUACACUUCUAAAAAUGCUGACUAACUUCUGGUCUGAACGUUCUGCGAGUGGAUGGGAAUCUCUCGAAUAUCCACUUAGUGUCAUGGAUCAUGUCUUUGCUGAUUGCAAUAUCAUUGUGCGUGAAGACGAACCGAGCUCUCUGGUGGCGUUCGCUUUAGACUCUUCCGAUUAUAAAGAAAAGCUUUCAACUAUCCAGCAACGCUAUGACGAGAUGGAGGAGCACGAGUCAGAGCUUGGUGACAUCGAAGCUGCGAAGGAAGCAAGGGUCGAGCAUGCUCUUUUGCGCCCCACGGGCACACAUCUUAAGUACCAAUUCCAAGAGGGCCCGGCAAAGAUGCUGUGCAAAGUAUUUUACGCCGAACAGUUUGAUGCUUUGCGCAAAAAGUGCGGCGUGGCUGAUCGAAUCGUCGAGUCCUUGUCUCGGUGCGCAAAGUGGGACUCGAAGGGCGGCAAGACAAAAUCAUUGUUUCUAAAGACACUCGACGAUCGUUUCAUUCUCAAAUCACUCUCGACGAUUGAAACACAAGCUUUCCUCAAGUUUGCUCCCGCUUAUUUCCAAAUCAUGUCCGAGGCUUUGUUCCACGAACUUCCCUCGGCCAUCGCCAAAAUGUUCGGUUUUUAUCAAGUCAUCAUCAAGAACCCGGUCACAGGAACAGAGUUCAAUUGGUAUUUGUUACUAAUGGAGAACUUGUUCUACGAUCGAGUUCCUACGCGCAUCUUCGAUCUCAAGGGGUCGAUGCGAAACCGCAAAGUGCAGAGCACAGGUGAACGGGAUGAGGUUCUUUUGGAUGAGAACAUGGUAGACUUCAUCUAUGAGACACCUCUGUUCGCCCGUGAGCACUCAAAGAAACUGCUGAGUCAGAGCGUGUGGAAUGAUACCCUUUUCUUGGGUCGCCAAGAUGUGAUGGACUACUCGCUUAUGGUCGCAAUCGAUGAAAGCCGCGACGAGCUUGUGGUGGGAAUCAUUGACUGUAUUCGUACUUACACUUGGGACAAAAAGCUCGAGUCGUGGAUCAAAGACAAAGGAUUUGGCGGUGGUGGCCGCAAUCGUCCAACAGUCACAAGUCCCAGAGAGUACAAGGGCCGGUUCCGCGAGGCAAUGGCCAGAUACGUCCUUCAAGCUCCAAGUUGCUGGCAUCAAUUCCAAUCCAAUGCGAUGCAUCGACAUGAGAACACGGUCACUGAAACCGAUGCCUUCGAUCACGUUGAUAGCGUCGGUGGAACCCCAUAUGCUGAAGACGCCGGUUUCUAG
Molecule: messenger RNA, 7491 nt
Organism: Penicillium soppii
Lineage: Eukaryota; Fungi; Ascomycota; Eurotiomycetes; Eurotiales; Aspergillaceae
Product: 1-phosphatidylinositol-3-phosphate 5-kinase FAB1
Exons: 2
Coding region: 1-7491 (2496 amino acids)
Biological process (GO): phosphatidylinositol phosphate biosynthetic process
Cellular component (GO): fungal-type vacuole membrane; endosome membrane
Molecular function (GO): metal ion binding; 1-phosphatidylinositol-3-phosphate 5-kinase activity; ATP binding
Source: RefSeq, a predicted model, not a curated record